Messenger RNA from Myotis lucifugus (little brown bat), 5469 nucleotides. RefSeq names its product fibronectin type III domain containing 1 (gene FNDC1). Lineage: Eukaryota; Metazoa; Chordata; Mammalia; Chiroptera; Vespertilionidae. Gene Ontology annotation, molecular function: protein binding. The transcript is spliced from 24 exons. Bases 117 to 4451 code for a protein of 1444 amino acids. The record is from RefSeq and is a predicted model, not a curated record.
UGCUGCCCUGGGCGGCGCUGCUGCUCCUGGCGGCGCUGGUGCCAGUGGUCUCCGCGGCGGGAGCUCCAGCUGACCACCCACUGAAGCCAAGGCACGUGAAACUGCUGUCCACUAAGAUGGGCCUGAAAGUCACGUGGGACCCACCCAAAGAUGCCACCAGUAGGCCCGUGGAGCAUUACAACAUUGCCUACGGGAAGUCACUGAAAAGCCUUAAGUACAUCAAGGUGAACGCGGAGACGCAGUCCUUCCUUAUUGAGGAUGUGGAGCCGGGGGUAGUGUACUUUGUGCUGGUUACUGCAGAAAACCACAGUGGAGUGAGCCGGCCCGUGUACAGAGCGGAAAGCCUGCCUGGAGGUGAAUGGAUCCAGAUUGAUGGUUCCCCCAUUAAGGGUCCAGGACCAUUUAAUGAAACCGUCACAGAAAAGGAAGUGCCAAACAAGCCCUUGCGUGUCCGAGUCCGAUCCUCAGACAACCGGCUGUCCGUUGCGUGGAAGGCGCCACGCCUGUCUGGAGCCAAGAGUCCACGCAGAUCCCGGGGUUUCCUUUUGGGCUACGGGGAAAGUGGCCGGAAGAUGAAUUACGUUCCACUGACACGAGAUGAGCGAACGCAUGAGAUCAAAAAGCUGGCCUCCGAGUCGGUGUACGUGGUCUCCCUGCAGUCCCUGAACUCGCGGGGCCAGAGCCAGCCGGUCUACAGGGCCGCCCUAACGAAACGGAAGAUUUCAGAGGAGGAGGAGCUGGACGUCCCUGAGGACAUCAGUGUCCGGGUGAUGUCAUCCCAGUCUGUGCUUGUAGCCUGGGUGGACCCUGUCGUGGAGAAGCAGAAGAAAGUUGUUGCGUCCAGGCAGUACACGGUGCGCUACCGAGAGAAGGGGGAACUGGCCCGCUGGGAUUACCGGCAGGGCUCCAACCGGCGCGUGCUGAUCGAGGGCCUGCUCCCCGACACCAUGUAUGAAUUCGCAGUCCGCAUCUCACAGGGGGACAGAGACGGCAAGUGGAGUACCUCCGUCUUCCAGAGGACCCCGGAAUCCGCUCCUACGACGGCUCCGGAGAACUUAAAAGUCUGGCCAGUCAAUGGCAAAACCACAGCUGUCACUGUAGCUUGGGACGCGCUGCCUGAGACUGAGGGCAAAGUGAAAGAGUACAUUCUCUCCUACGCCCCCGCGCUCAAGCCCUUCGGAGCAAAGUCCCUCACCUUCCCCGGAGAGACCACCUCUGCCCUCGUGGACGGCCUGCAGCCUGGGGAGCGCUAUCUGUUCAAAAUCCGGGCGGCCAACAGGAGAGGAUCGGGGCCUCACUCCAAAGCCUUCAUCGUCGCUAUGCCAACAAGCAGGACCAGUGAGCCGGAUGCCCGGCAGAAAACAGGCGCGAUGGAGAACUGGAAGCAAGAAACCGCGCAGCCUGCCUCGCCUCCCAGGGCCGCAGCUCCCUCGAAGCACGCCCACCUGCCCGUUUCUCCCCAAGGCAGACAUGCCAAGCACCCUCCUGACUUGAAGAACAAAAUACCGGCCAACGGUGGGGUGCCCAGGAAACCCCAGGCGGCAGAGCUCACGGACGCGGAGGAACUGGACCCCCAAGGGGAUCCCCCGACCUCGCCCUCUGAGACCCAGGACCAGCAGCGCCAGCCCAGGCCGCCGGGCAGACCCGUCCACCCCGGCCUUGCUGGACGGACUCCAGGGAGAGUCCGAGCGCCAGUGCUGCCCCGACAGGAAGGCGUGGACAAGCCCGGCUCCUCGCCGCCCUCCCACCCGCGAGGGGCAUCCCCGUGGGUCCCUCACACGCCCACCGCGGGCAGCUCUCGACGCCCGGCCCACCUGCCGUCCAGCUCUGUGGACAACGACUCGCUGGACGGAGAGGAGGCAGAGCCGGCCACAGGCUCCCUGGACCCCAAAGACGCCUCCUCCGAGCGCCUGCGGCCCGAGAGCGCGCCCGCCCGGCCAGCCCUGGGGCCCGGCCGCCACCCCGCCUCCAGCGCGCGCCCCCGCGGCCCCGCGCUCCAGGGCGCCAGGCCGGCCCUGCCCGCGCGGAGGGCGCCCCACUCGGAGGCCGCACCCCACGGGGGCGCAUCCCGGCUGCUGCCCACCGAGCCCCAGCCCGGGCCCCCGCUCCCCCGGGGCGGGAAGGACGGCCACGACGCCCUCGCCGCCAGGUCCCACGCGCCCUCGCGCCCCACCACGUCCUCACCGGUCUCCUCGCGUGUCGCUCCCAGGCCCCAGGCCCCGCGGACGGUGGAUGGCGACAGUGACGCGGCCGAUGCGGUCCCGGGCCAUGUCAGUCCGCACAGAAACAAGCCCUUUGCCGCCCACAGCAGGUACCCAAAUCGGCCUGGCUACAGACCCCCCUCCUCCGUCCCAGGGGCAGCAAAUACGCAGAUAGGAGCACGCGUGGAGACGGACUCUGCCAGCGCGCCUGCUGCCCCCCGAGGUGGCUCCCCCCGGGAGGAGAGCCCCACUCCCCCGCAGCGGCCUCCUCCUGCAGGCAGCGCCCCCAGAGCCUCACACCUCCCGCCCAGACACCCCCCUCGCAGCCCCAGCACGGCCAGCGCCCCGGUGGGCACGCCGGUGCGGCCCCGGUACACGACGCGCGCCCCUCCGGCCUACGCCUCCACGACGCCCAUGCUGUCGCUGCGGCAGCGCAUGAUGCACUCGCGGUUCCGGAACCCCUUGUCCCGCGCGCCGGCCCGGCCCUCUUACAGACAAGGUUAUAAUGGCAGGCCGAGUGUAGAGGGGCGAGGACUGCCCGGCACUAAUGGGAAACCGAGCGGACAAAGAAUUAUCAAUGGCCCUCAAGGAACAAAGUGGGUGGUGGAUCUUGAUCGUGGGUUAGUAUUGAAUGCAGAAGGAAGGUACCUCCAAGAUUCACAUGGCAAUCCUCUUCGGGUUAAACUAGGAGGAGACGGUCGAACCAUUGUGGAUCUGAGAGGGACCCCCGUGGUGAGCCCUGAUGGGCUCCCCCUCUUCGGGCAGGGGCGACAUGGCAAACCCCUGGCCAGUGCCCAUGAUAAGCCCAUUUUGAGUCUUGGAGGGAAGCCUCUGGUGGGCUUGGAGGUCGUCAAAACAACCACCCGUGCCGCCGCCACCACCACCACCACCACCACCACCGAGAGACCCACCACUACCCCUCGGCCCACCACGGCAAACCUGCGGCCCAGGACCACCACCCGCCGCACCACCACCACCACCACCCGCCGCACCACCACCACCCGCCCAACCACCACCACCCUGCGCCCAACCACCACCAUCCGAACCACCACCCCGACAACCACCACCACCACCACCCCCGAGCCCACCACAGCUGUCCCCACCUGUCCCCCCGGGACCCUGGAGCGGCAUGACGAAGACGGCAACCUGGUCACGGGCUCCAGUGGGGCCCCGGAGUGCAUCCCUGAAGAAGAUGAUUUCUCAGGAUUGGAGACGGACACAGCCACAUCCACGGAAGAGGCCUACGUUGUCUAUGAUGCAGAUUAUGAACUUGAGACCUCGAGGCCGCCGGCCUCCACCAGGCCCUCCACCAUGGCCGCCACGCCCGCCGUUAUCCCGGCAGAAGGCACCAUUAGCUCCUUCCCCGAGGAAGAGUUCGACCUGGCUGGGAAGAAGCGAUUUGUCGCUCCUUAUGUGACGUAUCUAAGUAAAGACCUAUCCGCCCCUUGCUCUCUGACCGAUGCUCUGGAUCACUUCCAAGUGGAGAGCCUGGAUGAAAUCAUUCCGACUGACAUGAGGAAGAAUGACCUGCCUCCGCAGCACGCGCCCCGCAAUAUCACCAUUGUUGCUAUGGAAGGCUGCCACUCAUUUGUCAUUGUGGACUGGGACAAAGCCACCCCGGGAGAUGUGGUAACAGGCUACUUGGUUUACAGCGCAUCCUAUGAAGACUUCAUCAGGAACAAGUGGUCCACCCAGGCUUCGACGGUCACUCAUUUGCCCAUUGAGAACCUGAAGCCAAACACAAGGUUUAAAGUUCAAGCCAAGAACCCUCAGGGCUAUGGACCCAUCAGCCCGUCGGUCUCAUUUGUCACGGAGUCAGACAACCCUCUGCUUGUUGUGAGGCCACCAGGCGGCGAGCCCAUCUGGAUCCCAUUUGCUUUCAAACACAACCCUGACUACACGGACUGCCACGGCCGGCAGUAUGUGAAGCGGACGUGGUACAGAAAGUUUGUGGGCGUCAUUCUCUGUAACUCACUGCGGUACAAGAUCUACCUCAGUGACAACCUGAAAGACACAUUCUACAGCAUCGGAGACAGCUGGGGAAGAGGCGAAGACCAUUGCCAAUUUGUGGAUUCACACCUGGAUGGGAGAACGGGGCCUCACUCCUACAUAGAGGCCCUCCCCAGCAUUCAAGGCUACUACCGCCAGUAUCGCCAGGAGCCCGUCCGCUUUGGCAACAUUGGCUUUGGGACCCCCUAUUACUACGUGGGCUGGUAUGAGUGUGGCGUCUCCAUCCCAGGGAAGUGGUAACCACGGGACGAGCGUGCGGAAAGCUCGCCCUGCCCGGCCCCCUGGACUAACUCGCACUGAGGGCUGAGCAGGAAAAGGAAGACGGCGCCUGUCCCAAGCCCCUCUGCCCCGUGUCAGCAAGGCCACAGGUGGACACUGGAUAUUUGGGGCAUCUUCAGUCUGGACUCAGCCCCACUUCCUGGCCUGGACCACACACGGGAUUCAAUGUUGCUGUUAAGUUUGCUUCUCCACACGUUUUGCUUAUAAUAGCACAUCCCAGAGACAACCAAAGCACACAGCUACCCGGGGUGCCCACUGAUUCAGGGUGAUUUUCACACUUCUUAGGCACAAUAUCCAGACCAUCGGUAUCUCCAGAGAACAGCAGAAGCUGGCUUCAUGGGAUGCUACGCGCUCUCUUUUUUCACCGGACUCCUCCCAAACUAGCUGACGUUAUGCUCCUGGCCUCUUUCUCUGCAGGAGAACUGAAUUACUCAAAUCAUCACCCAAGGAAAUAUAUCCUGCUUAAGAUUUAUCCCAUGGACUCACCACUGCUAGACCAAAUGUAUCAAAUCUUGGUAAAUCUCAUUUUGAUAUAUAUAUGUAUAUUUGCAUAUACAUAUCCACACUUGUCUGCAAGAACGUUGAUUAAAAUGGCUAAAUUUGUACCUGUUUACUAGAGAAACGUGUGUGGGACUUUUGGGAGCAAAGGUGCUGUUUACGAACAUCUUAUUGAGUGUCCAGAGCAUGCGCACUCAGCAGUGGAGAGCCACGCCUCCGUCCUGUGAGUGCUGCUGAGCUGUGGGUGGCGGGGAUACUGCCGCACGGGUGGCAAACUCAUUGCAGACUGAGAGCCUUCGAUCUCCCACACCCGUGUGCAAACUCGCGGCUGUCUCCGUGGGGACAGACCUAGCAUGUUUGCAGAUUAAGAGUUUAGGUCCCGAAUGAUUCGAAAAUCCAGUCUUAAAGAAACUCCUUUCCCUCUCCUGCCCGUCUCAGUGUCUGCUUCUUGAAAUAAAGCACCUUACCCCUCUUCGCCACA